AUGGAGGAGAAAAAGUUACAGAUAGAGAUCAAGAAGAAUUUUGAAGCUGGAUACAAGGAAGUCUGCAGUCUCUUGACCAAACAAUUGGUUGAGUUGCGAAAGCAAAAGAAUCGAACAUAUGCUGCCAACAGGAAGAUCAUGAGUGUUAGUUUAAAGAACAAGAUCUUUGGGGCUCAUACUUCACUUUCGAGGGAUAUGGCAACCGCAGUGAAGACAAUGGGAGAGAUGAACACGAUGAUGGGACAGGAAAAAAUAACUGGAAAUAUAAGAGCUUUCCAGAAAGCUUACUUGAAGAUGGAUAUGAUAGACGAAUUGACUUCCGCAGCAUCAAAUGAUGCUGUAUAG
Molecule: messenger RNA, 345 nt
Organism: Phlebotomus papatasi
Lineage: Eukaryota; Metazoa; Arthropoda; Insecta; Diptera; Psychodidae
Product: charged multivesicular body protein 2b-like
Exons: 2
Coding region: 1-345 (114 amino acids)
Biological process (GO): endosome transport via multivesicular body sorting pathway; protein transport; late endosome to vacuole transport
Cellular component (GO): multivesicular body; ESCRT III complex
Source: RefSeq, a predicted model, not a curated record